Colossoma macropomum (tambaqui) is the source of this 1240-nucleotide messenger RNA. RefSeq names its product vasopressin V2 receptor (gene avpr2b.1). Lineage: Eukaryota; Metazoa; Chordata; Actinopteri; Characiformes; Serrasalmidae. The record is from RefSeq and is a predicted model, not a curated record. Gene Ontology annotation, biological process: positive regulation of vasoconstriction; regulation of systemic arterial blood pressure by vasopressin; G protein-coupled receptor signaling pathway. Bases 105 to 1139 code for a protein of 344 amino acids. Gene Ontology annotation, molecular function: vasopressin receptor activity; peptide binding. Gene Ontology annotation, cellular component: membrane. The transcript is spliced from 2 exons.
AGGCAGCUCAGCACUGUGUCAGCGGUCAGACCUCUGUUAGCGCGUGAAGACUGAAGAAUGACCCGAAGCGUCUACAGUCCCGCGCGCCCUGCUCCCUGACCAGAAUGUCGCUCCUCGCUCUGAACCUCAGCAACCUCAGCAGCCCGGAGCUGCGCGCGGCCGACGACCCGAGGGACGAGCAGCUCGCGCGCGUCGAGAUCGCGCUGCUGGGGCUCAUCUUCGUCACCGCCGCGCUGCUCAACUCCGCUCUCCUGCUGCUGCUGCUGCGGAGGCGCGAGCGUCUGACCCGCAUGCGCGUGUUCGUGCUGCACCUGUGCGUGGCCGACCUGACCGUGGCCUUCUUCCAGGUGUGCCCGCAGCUCGUGUGGGACAUCACGGACCGCUUCGUGGGGCCGGACCCCGUGUGCCGCCUCGUGAAGUACCUGCAGGUGGUGGGCAUGUUCGCGUCCGCCUACAUGAUUGUGGCCAUGACGGUGGAUCGCUACCGCGCCGUGUGCGACCCCAUGGCGAAGCUGCGGCGCGGCGGGCGCGCGCGCUGCUCGGCGCCCGUGUGCGCGGCGUGGUGCGUGGCGCUGGCCGGUGGCCUGCCGCAGGUCUUCAUCUUCUCGCGCGUGCAGGUGGCGCCGGGCGUCUUCGACUGCUGGGCCGAGUUCGCGGAGCCGUGGGGGCUGCGCGCCUACGUCACGUGGACGGCGCUCGCAGUCUUCGUGGUGCCCGUGGGCGCCGUGCUCGCGUGCCAGGUGCGCAUCUGCCGCGCCGUGAGGGCCAGCGGCGAGGCGCGGUGCCACGAGGCCCAGCCGCGCGCCUCCGGCAUCUCCAAGGCGCGCGUCAAGACCGUGAGGAUGAGCGUGGUCAUCGUGCUCGCCUACGUGCUCUGCUGGGCGCCCUUCUUCACCGUGCAGCUGUGGUCAGUGUGGGACAGCGAGGCGCCAACUGAGUCUGCUACGUUCACCAUCCUGAUGCUGCUGGCGAGUCUGAACAGCUGUGCCAACCCCUGCAUCUACCUGCUGUUCAGCAGAGAGCUCCCCAAACAGUGUCUCUGUCUCAGACACAAAGAGAGGAAGUACUCUGUGCCUGAAGAGGCCACUAUUCUCAGCUCUGUUUACCUGAGCUUCAAGAGCCUCUCUGACUGUAUGUAAAAUUAAUAAAUUAGGGUGUAGCAGCCCUGGACUGUCACCUGAUUUACUCCUGCUAGUCAAAGGGAAAGACGACCCGUAGUGUAAACAGUCAUUACACUGAG